Molecule: messenger RNA, 2947 nt
Organism: Hordeum vulgare subsp. vulgare (domesticated barley)
Lineage: Eukaryota; Viridiplantae; Streptophyta; Magnoliopsida; Poales; Poaceae
Product: putative pentatricopeptide repeat-containing protein At5g43820
Exons: 4
Coding region: 80-1693 (537 amino acids)
Molecular function (GO): protein binding
Source: RefSeq, a predicted model, not a curated record
CCCUCUGCAAGGAUAGCCCUGCCGCCGCUGCCGCUGCGGGCUGGUCGGCAGCCGGACCAUUCCUCCGGUGUGCUUCCAAAUGGCCCGCCGCCUUCUUCUCCGUCGUAGCCUCAGCAGCUAUUCCACCUCCGCCGCCGACAUGGUCGUCUCCUCCAUCCGCCUCCUCUCCGCCACCAAUCCCACCAAAUCAGCCCCAACCCCGACUCCCCUUCACCCCGGUAACCCCAAUCCUGAUCCAGGAGCAGCUCCUCCCCACCCUCCUCCUCCCACCACAACCCUCCUCCUGUCCCCGGCGGACCGCCUCCGCGGGGUCUUCCUCCAGAAGCCCCCCGGCCGCGCCGCCCUCCACCGAGCCCUCUCCUCCACGGGCCUCGACGCCCUCUCCCCGGAGGUUCUGUCCGAUGUGGUCAGCCGCGGCAACCUCAGCGGCUCCGCCACCGUCGACCUCCUCGACUGGGCCAUCUGCAGCGCCAAGCUCCGUCCUUCCGUGCAGACCUGCAACAUCGUCGUCAGGGCUCUGGGCAGGAGGAAGUUCUUCACCUCCGUCGAGCCUGCCCUGGAGGUAAUGCGGAAAAAUGGCGUCUUUCCGGACCUAACCACGCUGCAGAUCAUCAUGGAUACUCUUGUUGCCGCCAGGCAGGUCAACAAGGCCGUCCAAAUGCUCGAGAGCGACCAAUUUGGGAUAGGAAUCGAGAAAACUUGCCACAGAAAGGAGGCUUUCUCUGCUCUCAUCGAAUGCCUCUGCCGGAGGUCACACGUCGGUGUAGCCAGCUCACUCGUACAAGCCGCCCGUGGACAACCAUUCCAUCUUGAUAAGCAAGUGUACAAUGACGUGCUUGGCGGUUGGGCGAGGUUUGGGAGGGUUGAUAAGUUGCAGCAUUUCUGGGCAAUGAUGCUGGAGGAUGGGCUAGUGCCAGAUGAUGUUUCGCAUUGCCAUCUUAUCGAGGCAUUGGGGAGGGCAGGACAGGCCGAGGAGGCACUCAGGGUGUUUGAGAAAAUGGUGCAAGAGGGAUACGGUCCAACUACAAUGGCCUACAAUGCACUUGUUUUCAAUUUUAUCUCAGUAGGGGAUUUGGACAGGUCCAUCAAGUAUUACAAGGAUAUGGUGGACAAUAAUUGUCCUCCAAACAGUGACACAUACUGCAAGAUGAUUAGAGCCCUUUUGAAAACACGCAGGGUGGCUGAUGCACUUCAAAUGUUUGAUGACAUGCUGGCUCAAGGAGUUCUGCCAGAUACAGGCAUAAUUACAUCAUUCAUCGAGCCACUUUGUACGUUUGGCCCCCCUCAUGCUGCCUUGAUGAUCUACCAAAAGAGUAGGAAGGCUGGUUGUACGAUAUCGCUGAAAACAUACAAGCUUCUGCUUGAAAGGCUUGCCAGGUUUGGGAAAAGUGGGACAGUGUUGAACAUUUGGGAGGAGAUGCAAGAGAGCGGGUAUCCGUCCGAUAAAGAAAUAUACGAGUUUAUUGUAAAUGGGCUUUGCAAUGUGGGCAAGGUUGAUGCUGCUGUUUUUGUGGUGGAGGAAUCACUUAGGAAAGGCUUCUGUCUAGGGAGAGUUGUUUAUAGCAAACUGAAUGACAGGCUGCUGGAGAUGGACAAAGUGGAGACUGCUUACAAUUUGUCAAAGAAAAUCAAACAUGGACGCACACUUGCUAAUUCACGCAACUAUUGUCGUGCUAAUGGUUGGCACUUGUGAUUUGUGAACAGACUUGGUUGCUACGCAACUAUUUGUUAUGCUGAUCAAAACAGUUCCGUAUGUGUUUAAAAGUAGCCUCACUUGCAUUCUGCGAAACAGUUGGCAAAGGUAAAACGCAAGUUUGGCUGGUGAAAGGUAUAAGAGUUCUGUAGCUACCUAUGCCUUUUGUCUCCACACAACGUAAGCUGCUCAUUUUCAUGAAGAUGCUACCAUGGAUUUAGGGGAUAACUCCCUAAGACUGUUGCUAUCAGGUCUGUGGAUUGAUAUAUCACAUGAGAUCAAAGAAGGGAACUGGUUGACCAAUUACAUGAGAAUAAAAUGAAAAGGCAGGACAUCUGGUUCCAGAAAUGAUAAAAUCCGUGGGGCUUGCAACCAUGUAAUGAAAUCCCAUACCAUAAAUCCUCUGUGUUUCAAUGUGAUUUCUAGCAAAGAGUGGAGAGGAUGAACUGCAUAUAUUCUGUGUAGCAGCAAUCUCGAUAAUCAAUUGACACAAGAUAACUACAGAGGUUCACUCAAUGCUCAAUAGAUGAUGCAAUCAAUGUCUGCAACUUAUCACAUGGGACCAUCUGAUAUUUGGAUCCAUCCAUCAGAGGAGGAAGGCACAUUACAAAGAUUUGGCUCCUUUCAGUUCUUUUACUUGUCCCAGUUUUGUUGGGAUGCUACUGAUUUGAUACAAGAGCUAAGACCAGUCUACGAUACACAAACUUGAAGUGUUCAGCAAAUAAUUUCUGCUGACUUGUUCAGGUCUAGCUUCACUGAUCAAUCAACGAUAUUACAGGAAGAAGAGAGGUAGCUAAUUGGGCUGGGAUUACAAGGCAGUCAGAAGGGGGACCGAGGGAAGGAGCCGGAGGUAGGAGAAGACAUAAGCCACCGUGCCGAUAGCCGUAAUCCUAAGCGGAUGCCUCGUCCGUCGCCUCGGCCCUCUCAUACUUGUAAUUGCCGCAGCAACGAGCUGGAUGGGCCUAGCCCAUCACUACCAGCCCAUGAUAGAAAGGGGGCUGACAUGUUUUGAGAGACAUUGUUGUCCUCGAGAUAUUUAUGCCGAGCCAGUUUAUUUAGAUUAAGCUAUCAUGUUACCUGGUGCAUUUUGAUCAUUUUUUGUUUCAGAGACCUGUGAGGAAAUUUUGCCGAAAAUAAUCUCCAUGUACUGUCAAAGCAAUGCCCUGUGAAGUAUUUUUGGUUGAGAAGUUCUAUUUCUACCAAAUUAUGUAAACUAUGCUUGGCAAUGUCAGACAAUUUAUUUUGAUCAAGCUA